Messenger RNA from Zygotorulaspora mrakii, 885 nucleotides. It is a transcript of the gene DGK1, whose product is annotated as diacylglycerol kinase. Gene Ontology annotation, cellular component: endoplasmic reticulum membrane. Gene Ontology annotation, molecular function: ATP-dependent diacylglycerol kinase activity. The record is from RefSeq and is a predicted model, not a curated record. Bases 1 to 885 code for a protein of 294 amino acids. The transcript has a single exon. Gene Ontology annotation, biological process: phosphatidic acid biosynthetic process. Lineage: Eukaryota; Fungi; Ascomycota; Saccharomycetes; Saccharomycetales; Saccharomycetaceae.
AUGUCAGAGGAUAACACUAUACCGACCAGCAAUGAUUCAGGGUAUUUGAAUGGCAAUGAUGAUGUCACGGGGCUAAGAUCAAGAAAGGAGAAGAACCAAUCACAAGAUCAAAAGAAUGAUAAAGACCAAACGAAGGAAGACAUUGAGACCUGGGUCAAGCAACAUAUACCACUUACUGAAAUUCAUUUAAAAUCGCAUGAGUGGUUUGGUGAUUUCAUAACCAAACAUGAAAUACCUCGUAAAGUAUUCCACUCCUCUAUCGGUUUCAUUACGCUUUACCUCUAUACUAAGGAUGUAAAUUACAAGAAUGUUUUGCCCCCCCUGAUGUAUGCCUUCGUCAUUUUGCUUACAUUGGAUAUUAUCAGGUUGAAUUGGCAGCUCUUCAACAAAGCGUACUGUCGUACAGUUGGUGCUUUGAUGAGACGAAACGAAAUCCAUACAUAUAACGGAGUUUUAUGGUAUAUUUUGGGACUUAUCUUUUCGUUUGAAUUCUUUUCGAAGGAUGUAGCCUUGAUCUCAUUAUUCCUAUUGAGUUGGUCUGACACUGCAGCUUCUACUGUGGGUAGAAAAUAUGGUUAUUUGACGCCGAAAAUUGCAAGAAACAAGUCGCUUGCUGGAUCACUGGCAGCAUUUGCAGUUGGGUUAGCAACGUGUUACAUGUUCUAUGGCUAUUUCGUCCCGCAUUAUGCUCAAUUCAAUAAACCUGGUGAAAUAAAAUGGUCCCCAGAGACCAGUAAAUUGAGUUUAGCAAAACUAUCCUGGUUAGGCGGCUUGGUAGCCGCUCUGAGUGAGGGCAUUGAUCUGUUCAAUUGGGAUGAUAAUUUUACGAUUCCUGUAUUAUCAUCCAUUUUCCUUGAUCUAGUUAUUAGGAUCUCCAGGAAAUAA